Loa loa (African eye worm) is the source of this 1554-nucleotide messenger RNA. Its product is annotated as alpha-L-fucosidase. Gene Ontology annotation, molecular function: alpha-L-fucosidase activity. Bases 1 to 1554 code for a protein of 517 amino acids. The record is from RefSeq and is a predicted model, not a curated record. The transcript has 13 exons. Gene Ontology annotation, cellular component: lysosome. Gene Ontology annotation, biological process: glycoside catabolic process; fucose metabolic process. Lineage: Eukaryota; Metazoa; Nematoda; Chromadorea; Rhabditida; Onchocercidae.
AUGUUCAAUUGCAGACAGUUGCAAACAUUAACAGCGAAAGAGAAAUACUGCAGCACAGUGAUAGUGAUGGACACUCUCAGCCUCAGGAUUUUUAUCCUCUUAUUAAUUAACACUGAUGGUCUACAGCGGGUACAAGGAAAAAGUUAUUUGCCAACUUGGGACUCAAUUGAUUCAAGACCGAUACCUCAUUGGUAUCGAAAUGCUAAACUUGGUGUAUUUUGUCAUUGGGGAGUUUAUUCAGUGCCAGCAAUUCAUUCGGAAUGGAUGUGGUAUGCAUGGAAAGUAUCAAAUAGCUCAGAUAUUAUCCAAUUUGUGAACAAAUAUUACAAACCGGGUGUCACUUAUGCCGAUUUUGCUCAAGAUUUCACAGCGGAACACUUCAAUGCUUCCGUGUUUCGGAAUAUCGUGGAAGCGUCCGGAGCAAGAUAUUUUGUGUUCACAAGCAAACAUCACGAAGGUUUUACGAUGUGGCCAAGCGCAACUUCCUGGAACUGGAACUCAGUUGAUGUUGGCCCACACCGAGAUAUCGUUGGUGAAUUAAAGAAUGCAUUUUUGGAAUCCAAAGUUUAUUUCGGUCUUUAUUUCUCUCAGUAUGAGUGGUUUAAUCGCUAUUACAUUAAUGAUCGCAAAUACAGCACUGAUGACUAUGUGAAGUAUGUGUCGUAUCCGCAGAUGUUGGAAAUAGUGAGGAAGUAUGAACCUCAAAUAAUCUGGAGUGAUGGAGAUUGGGAAAUGAGUGAUGAUUACUGGAAAUCAAAAGAAUUCCUUGCAUGGCUUUAUAAUUCAAGUCCAGUGAGGGAUACAGUGGUUGUAAAUGAUCGAUGGGGAGAGGGUAUCUCCGGUAAACAUGGAGGUUUCUUAACGUAUUCAGAUCAUUUCGAUCCAGGUUAUUUGUUAAGACGCAAGUGGGAAAAUUGUCUUACACUUGAUAAAGAGUCAUGGGGAUAUCGCCGAAACAUGAGAAGUGAAGACAUAAACGCGGUGUUAUACCUCAUUAGUCAGCUAGUAAGGACUAUUGCUUGCAAUGGAAACUUGCUGUUGAAUGUUGGUCCGGAUAAAUCCGGGAUGAUUGCGCCAAUUUUUGAAGAUCGACUACGUGAACUUGGUAAAUGGGUAAGGCGUAAUCGGGAAGCCAUUUUUGAUACUUACCCAUGGAUGUAUCAAAAUGAUUCUCUCUACAUCUGGUACACAGUAAGUUCACCAAGUGAAUAUGAAGUGAGGCAUGAUAUGGCUUGGAUACCGCAUACGGAACAUUCUAAACUUUACGCAUUUUUUCUCCAAUUCCCGAUCACUGAUACCGUUACACUGUCUUCUGUGCUGUACACGCCAAUGUUAACAGCAGAAGUGCUUCUCGACUUUAGUAAGACUGAAUUCCUUGAAGUGUACGGCAUUCCCGGGCAGUCGGUAACACUAAGCUUCAAGAAACAUCAAAGACUUAUUGCGUUUAGCCCAGUCGUUGUUCGGAUCAAACACUUUAAUGCUACUUAUCGUGACCCACUCGAGGACCGAAAACGAAAAGAAGUUCAACAUAGAGCCAGAAAUCGUACCAACUGA